Molecule: messenger RNA, 1968 nt
Organism: Paramuricea clavata
Lineage: Eukaryota; Metazoa; Cnidaria; Anthozoa; Malacalcyonacea; Plexauridae
Source: the annotation of a GenBank genome assembly
AUGGAAGGGGAAGAACAAGUUUUUCGUGACUAUUACGGAAAGAAUUACGAAAAGGUUCGAAAAGCUUAUCCGAUAGAAAUUCAGAAACUCAAAACUAAUUUUCUUCAAAAAUAUCCCAACGCUACAUUAUGCAGGUUUGAAUUCAGCGUGACGUUUGUUAAAGAUGGAACGUUAAGUUCGACCGAAAUUUCUUACAAAGUGGACGAAUUCACCAGUUACGAUAUAACGUCCGAAACAUUUUUAGGAAAUCCGAAAUGGACCAAAUAUUUAUAUUGGAAAGAUGGAUGGCGAAAUGUUAAAUCCGAUAUGAUAUUCCGUCCGAAUCCUGACUUUGCCGUAAAUUUUCACACGUUUAAAAUCUACGUCUCGGAAACAGAUUCUUUUCCCGUGGAUUUAGAAUAUACGACACCCGAGUACACGGGAACGGGAAAUUUUGUAAAUUUAAUCCCGUUCGACUAUCAUCAAAAUUCUUAUUUUCGAUCGCUGGCAGCCUGUUACAUCGCGACAUUUAAAUCUGGAAUUUCCGAAAACCAUUUGAAUAAUACCUUGCCCGAUUCCCAUCUGAUCACCUCCAUCGUGAAAUUUCACGUUCAUUAUCAGAUGGAAAAAUUCAUGAAAGAUUCAAGAUUAAUGGAUCAUUAUUUGAACGAAGACGAUCUUUACAUUUUAGGAAAAUACAUGCCGACGACGGAAACGUGGGAACGUCGAACGUUAUCUUCGCAUGCCAAUCUUGGAACGUGGUAUUAUGGAUUACCUGCCGAUACGCGACGAAGAAUUCGGAAUCAUCAUUACGUUCGAACGCGUUACGGUGGAACGUAUAUCGUGUACGAAUACUUAACGAAAAGACUUCCGAAAAAUAUCUUGGAAGAUUAUAAAAUAUUCAUUCCAAAAACAUCGCGCGGAUUAACGAAGAUCGGACAACGGUUAUUUCAACAGAGUCUCGAAGUUUACGUCUACGCCGUUCUCGGAGCACAAGCCAAAACCCGUUGGAGUAUCACGGGACAAGGUGCAAAAAGUUUACAGACUCAAGAUGUAUUCCGAAAAGUUUUAAAAGACAGUAUCAUUCAAAAUGAUAUCACGACGAUCAUUCGAAACAUGCGUACGGCGAUCGCAGAUACAAACGUCGUCUUAAAUUUCGCCAUCAUGCCCGGUCUGAUUCUCAUUCCAUCCGACAUGCGGAUUUUACAAAAACCUUUGAAAGGUUACAAUAAUAUUUUAACGUUGGCAAAAAGUGGCAUGACGUUUGGAAAAAAUGACGAGGUGAAUUUUACAAAGUCUCCUGUAAAACAUUCGGUAACAAGUCCCGUGAAAAAUCCAACAAGUCCCGUGAAAAAUCCUGUGAAAACUUCGGCAAGUCCCGUGAAAACUUCAACAAGUCCCACGAGAGAUUUCACAAAAAAUCCAUCCACUUUGAAAAUUUUAGCCGUUGCAUCGAUGGGAGUUGCUUAUUUUCUAUUUAAAUAAAUGAGUAUAUUAAUGGGAUACAACUACUUUGACGAAUCCGAAGAUUUGAAGAAAAAAGUGACGGAGAUCGAAAAGACACAGCAGGUGAAUACGGCCGAGAUCGUAAAAAAUGUGAGUGCGGUCGGUGAACUAAACGAUCUUGGAAAAAAUUACGUUCAGUACGACGUUCCACAAAUGAUCGGUGUUCCUGGGUUUUACGAAACCGGUACAUUUUCUGUGACCGAUCGGAAAAAUGCAAAAUUCAUCACUUUCGGUGUUGGUGGAUUCGAAAUAAAUUCCAGGGCUUAUUCAUCCUUUUAUGGAUUUUACGACGGAAGUGGCGGUAACGUCGUUAUAAAUGCAGUAACACAGCGGAGCACGCUCGUUCGUGCGACGUUUACGUUUGCAUACGGAAGUAAUAAAAUAUUAAUAAUCGGUCUGGAAUUUAAAAAUAUAAGUUCGACGGGAAGGGUAUCCAACCGGAUGGAAGCAACAGAUUUAAAAUGUUUUCUCGUUACGACUUAG